AUGGGUUUGUCAUUGGUGAUUUUUCCACUCUUCCUCUGUAUUAUAACUGCUGCUAUUGGUUUUCCUUAUGAAGAACACAAGCUCUUGGGAAGGUGCUUGUCCACCAGAGAAUGUUCAACUGGUCAAAUUUGUAGCUCUUGCCAUGUUGAACUCAAGGGGUCAAGAUGUGUCAGAUCAACAACAACAAACCCAUUCAAGCUACUGAAUGCAUCGUUGCCGUUCAACAAAUAUGCAUAUCUAACGACCCAUAAUUCAUUUGCAAUUAAUAAAAGACCAAUCCUAGAUGCUGUUCCUCAAGUUACUUUCACAAAUCAAGAAGACACUAUCUCUCAACAAUUAUCCAAUGGAGUUCGAGCUCUUAUGUUAGAUACUUAUGACUUCAAAGGAGAUAUAUGGUUGUGCCAUUCUUUUAAAGGAAAAUGCCAAGAUUUUACCGCAUUUGAACCUGCGAUAAAUGCUUUGAAGGAAGUGGAAGUUUUCCUAUCCGCAAAUCCAUCAGAAAUCGUGACACUAAUAUUAGAAGACUACGUUGAAGCACCAAAUGGAUUAACCAAUGUAUUCAAUGCGUCUGGAUUGAUGAAAUAUCGGUUUCCUGUCUCAAACAUGCCGAAAGGUGGAAAAGAUUGGCCUUUAGUGAAAGACAUGGUUGCUAAAAAUCAUAGGCUCAUUGUGUUUGGCUCGCAAAAGCAAAAGGAACAAAGUGAAGGAAUAGCUUAUCAGUGGAACUAUAUGGUUGAAAAUCAGUAUGGGAGAGACGGAAUGCGUGGACAAUGUUCUAAGCGUGCGAAUUCAUCUGAACUCAAUGAUAGAAACAAAUCUUUGGUUCUAGUAAAUCACUUUAGGACAAUUCCAAUCCGUCAAGCCAGUUGUAAAGAUAAUUCACAAAACCUCAUAAAUAUGCUUUCUAGUUGUUAUCUCGCGUCCGGUAAUCGCUGGGCAAAUUUUGUUGCAGUUGAUUAUUACAAGAGAAGUGAUGGAGGAGGGUCAUUUCAAGCUGUGGAUAUGUUAAAUGGGAAAUCGUUGUGUGGCUGUGAUGAUGUGCAGGCUUGUAAGAAUGGAUCAUCAUGUACAAGAUGA
This is a messenger RNA of Lathyrus sativus (Indian pea), 1077 nucleotides long. NCBI's taxonomy places the organism in Eukaryota, Viridiplantae, Streptophyta, Magnoliopsida, Fabales, Fabaceae. The record is from the annotation of a GenBank genome assembly.